CAGCGCCGGAGCCGCCGCCGCUCUCUCCAUCAGCACCAUGAGCACUUACGGCUACGAGACCUACUUCCCAUCGUACAAGCGGCGCUAUGCGGACAGCUCCGCCGCCCGGGUGCACCUCUCCAGCGCCCGGAGCAGCAGCGGCGUCGGCGUCGGCAGCGUCGGCGGCUACGGCCUGGCUCGCUCCACCUACUCGAGCCUGUCGGCGCCCGUGUCGUCGGUGUCGGUGCGCCGCAGCUACACGUCCUCGUCCUCCUCCUCGCUGCUGCCGUCGGUGGACAGCCUGGACCUGACGCAGGUGGCGGCCAUCAGCAACGACCUGAAGACCAUCCGCAGCCAGGAGAAGGCGCAGCUGCAGGACCUCAACGACCGCUUCGCCUGCUUCAUCGAGCGCGUGCACGAGCUGGAGCAGCAGAACAAGGUGCUGGAAGCCGAGCUGCUGGUGCUGCGCCAGAAGCACGCGGAGCCGUCGCGCUUCCGCGCGCUCUACGAGCAGGAGAUCCGCGAGCUGCGCCUGGCCACCGAGGAGGCCACGCACGAGAAGCAGGCGCUGCAGGGCGAGCGCGAGAGCCUGGAGGACACGCUGCGGGCCCUGCAGGCGCGCUACGAGGAGGAGGUGCUCAGCCGCGAGGACGCCGAGGGCCGGCUGCUGGAGGCGCGCAAGGGCGCCGACGAGGCGGCGCUGGCCCGCGCCGAGCUGGAGAAGCGCAUCGACAGCCUGCUGGACGAGCUGGCCUUCCUCAAGAAGGUGCACGAGGAGGAGCUGGCCGAGCUGCAGGCCCAGAUCCAGUACGCCCACCUCUCGCUCGAGAUGGACGUGUCGGCCAAGCCCGACCUGUCCUCGGCCCUGCGCGACAUCCGCGCCCAGUACGAGAAGCUGGCGGCGCGCAACAUGCAGAACGCCGAGGAGUGGUUCCGCAGCCGCUUCACCGUGCUCACCGAGAGCGCCGCCAAGAACACCGACGCCGUCCGCGCCGCCAAGGACGAGGUCUCCGAGAGCCGCCGCCUGCUCAAGGCCAAGACGCUGGAGAUCGAGGCCACCCGCGGCAUGAACGAGGCCCUCGAGAAGCAGCUGCUGGAGCUGGAGGACAAGCAGAACGCCGACAUCGCCGCCCUCCAGGACACGGUCAAUAAAUUAGAAAAUGAACUGAGAACGACCAAGAGUGAAAUGGCUAGGUAUCUAAAGGAGUAUCAGGAUCUUCUAAAUGUGAAAAUGGCUCUGGACAUUGAAAUUGCAGCAUACAGAAAACUACUGGAAGGUGAAGAGACCCGACUUAGUUUCACCAGUGUUGGAAGCAUAAGCAGCGGCUAUACGCAGAGUGCCGGAACCUUCGGAAGAUCAGCCUAUAGUGGUUUACAGAGCAGUUCCUACCUGAUGUCAGCCCGUUCCUUCCCUGCAUACUACUCCAGCCAUGUGCAAGAAGAACAGAUAGAAGUUGAGGAGACCAUUGAAGCAUCCAAAGUAGAAGAAGCCAAAGAAUCUCCCCCAUCAGAAGGAGAGGAAGAGGAGAAAGAAGAGGGUGAAGGAGAGGGAGAGGGUGAAGGUGAAGAAGGAGAGGAAGAAGAAGAAGAAGAGGGAGAGGAGGAAGAGGGAGAAGGGGAGGGUGAAGGCGAAGGAGAGGGAGAAGAAGAGGGAGGAGAAGAAGAAGGUGCUGAGGAAGCAGAUGAGGGAGAGAAAAAGGAAGGUGAAGAUGAACAAGAGGAGGCUGGUGGACAGGAUGCACCUAAAGAGAAGAAGAAGGAUUGAUAUUAUAGAACUGUAUGUCGGUUUCCCAGAUAGUUUAACUGACUGAGCUAAAAUUGCUGUAACACGUAUUUAAAUCCCCCCAAUGUUCUUAGGUUUAAAGAAGUUAAUUGUCUCGUUUUCGUUCUGUUCUAUUUUUCUUUUCUUUUUUUCAAUGCAAAAAUUUAACCUGAAUGCUUGCAGAGUGUCCCACUGCCUGCUCCCAAACUACGCAUGGUGUAUUCUUACCAGUCCCAGAGCAAUGUGCAAUUCGGCUGAUUUCAAACCUUAGUUUAAGGGGAGGGAAAUUUAAAAGUGGGGAAGCCACUGGUGGAGGGGAGGGGGGCAAAAUAUGUCUAAGCUACAUUCAAAGUUGUUCUGAAAAACCUUGGGUGGUGAAAAUAUCAAAGUCUGUGCAAUCAAGCUAGUCAAUAAAGUUACCGAGCUGCAU
Messenger RNA from Elgaria multicarinata webbii, 2171 nucleotides. RefSeq names its product neurofilament light chain (gene NEFL). Lineage: Eukaryota; Metazoa; Chordata; Lepidosauria; Squamata; Anguidae. Gene Ontology annotation, biological process: neurofilament bundle assembly. Bases 38 to 1744 code for a protein of 568 amino acids. The record is from RefSeq and is a predicted model, not a curated record. Gene Ontology annotation, cellular component: cytoplasm; intermediate filament; postsynaptic intermediate filament cytoskeleton. The transcript is spliced from 4 exons. Gene Ontology annotation, molecular function: structural constituent of postsynaptic intermediate filament cytoskeleton.